This is a messenger RNA of Puntigrus tetrazona (Sumatra barb), 3608 nucleotides long. Its product is annotated as lysine-specific demethylase 4C-like. Gene Ontology annotation, biological process: chromatin remodeling. NCBI's taxonomy places the organism in Eukaryota, Metazoa, Chordata, Actinopteri, Cypriniformes, Cyprinidae. The coding region runs from base 148 to 3165 and encodes 1005 amino acids. The transcript is spliced from 11 exons. The record is from RefSeq and is a predicted model, not a curated record. Gene Ontology annotation, cellular component: nucleus. Gene Ontology annotation, molecular function: histone H3K9 demethylase activity; histone H3K36 demethylase activity.
GAGACGAAGAGAAGCAGAAAUGAAAUCGUGUGAGAGCAGAGAGCUGUCAUGAAGUAGAACAGCUGGGUUGUUUAAAGGGACUGGACUGCGUGCCCACGAACACACUACACAGGUAGAGCCUCUGGGAGGCAGCAGGGAGAGGUCAGGAUGGCAGGUGUUGGGGCAAGUGCCCCGGCUAACCCUGCCUGUAAGAUCAUGACCUUCAGACCUACCAUGGAGGAGUUUAAGGACUUCAAUCAGUACCUGGUUUAUAUGGAGUCUCAGGGAGCUCAUCGUGCCGGACUGGCUAAGGUUAUUCCACCCAAGGGCUGGAAGCCACGUCGCAAUUACGAUGAUAUUGAUGAUUUCGUCAUUCAAGCACCUAUUCAGCAGAUGGUGGCUGGCCAAUCAGGGCUCUUCACCCAGUACAACAUCCAGAAGAAACCGCUCACUGUGCAAGAAUUCCGCAGACUGGCCAACAGUGACAUGUACUGCACACCUCGCUACCUGAACUAUGAAGACCUGGAGAGGAAGUACUGGAAGAAUCUGACAUUCGUCUCGCCCAUCUAUGGUGCUGAUGUGAGCGGCACACUCUAUGAUGAGGACAUUGAAGAGUGGAACAUCGGGCACCUGAACUCAAUCUUGGAUGUGAUUGAGGAGGAUUGUGGAGUGUCUAUUCAGGGUGUAAACACACCCUAUCUGUACUUUGGCAUGUGGAAAACCAGCUUCUCCUGGCACACGGAGGACAUGGACCUCUAUAGCAUCAACUACCUACACUUCGGGGAGCCCAAAUCCUGGUAUGCCAUCCCUCCAGAACAUGGGAAGAGAUUGGAGCGUCUUGCUAUAGGUUUCUUUCCUAACAGCUUUAAAAGCUGUGAGGCAUUCCUGAGACACAAGAUGACACUGAUAUCCCCCUCUGUACUAAAGAAAUACAGCAUACCAUUUGAUAAGAUAACACAGGAAGCAGGGGAGUUUAUGAUCACGUUUCCUUAUGGCUACCAUGCUGGAUUCAACCACGGCUUCAACUGUGCUGAAUCCACCAAUUUCGCCAGCAUCCGGUGGAUCGAUUAUGGAAAGGUUGCUACGCAGUGUACAUGCAGUAAGGACAUGGUGAAGAUCUCCAUGGAUCCAUUUGUUAGACGAUUCCAGCCAGAUCGCUAUCAGGCUUGGACGCAAGGCAAAGACUCAUGUCCAUUGGAUCACACCUUGGCCACACCCAGCACCACACCGGAGCUGCAGAGCUGGCUUCAGAGACGUCGCAGGAAAGCACCCUCCACCUCAAGUCUCCAUCAUCCACGUGCAUGCUCCAAACGACUGAAGACUGUGGACUCUGCACCAGUGAAGGGUCGCAGAAGUAGAGGGGCAGCUUUAACAUCGAAAAACGAGGAUAAUGAAAACUCAGAGAAACACCAGAAAGAAUCACAGUACUCAGGGCUCACUGGUCCAUGUCGACAAAUGUGCGUUGUGAAAGUAACAAGAGUGGAGAAUGACUUACUGGCCCACUCAACAAGACAAGUCAAAGAGGAUUCCUCUGAGCAACUCUCCACCUCUCCACUCACCCUCACAUCUAGACAAAGUGACCCUGAUCCAGGUCACCCAAGCUCCCAGACAUCUUUAAUUUUCAAUGAAGAUCGAGUAUCCGCAAACUCAAACUCCACUACACAGCCUGGACCUGAAUCAACCUCAGACAGCAGCGUCACUGUAGAUGUGACUCUGGACUCAGAAAGAACUGCUGAAAGUCCUAAUCAAGCAUUAAACUGUGAACCUGUCUCAGUAACAAGUGCACCUUCUAUUCCUGUGACCCAUUCACCCAGACUUAAUUCCACUGGUGCUGCGGUUUUAUUUUCAGAAACUGAUUCCCAACAAGCUAAAAUUGAAACAGAAGAGACGGUCGCCAAUAUCUUGACUGAGACCAGCAUCGAUUGCGGCACAUCAGCACUUUACAAAGAGCAAAGCUCGAUCCGUCUAGACUCUGCUCUUCAGGGUUUGGAAACCUCAGAAAACAGAACAAACUCUGAAAUCCAGAAUACUUCAUUUUGUGAAAUGCCUCUUCUAAUGCCCGAGCUCAUAGAAGAGAGAGUCAACCCUCAAUCUCUCGCACCCGAAAUGCCCUCACUGACUCUUGCUGUUCGACUCGACACCGCAAAUCACAGACCUCAGAGUCCGAACAGUAAUGCACCUGUUCUCCAUCUGGAAAAAUCACACUCGCCUCCUGUUAUAACAGACGAUGUGGGGACUUGUUCUGAUUGGCCCUUUGUUACACCCCGAGAAGGUGUAAACCAAUCACAGAACUCAAUCUCAGACACCUUUAUAGCAAAACCAGCAUCUCCUUCCUUGGUUCCACAAUGGGGGCCACCAGAAGAGUCUAAACAAGAAGGACAUGAACACAUCCCACUAACAGACCAGGACUCUCAAAAUAAGUCCAUUUCACAGUUUAAAAUCACUACUCAGAGUAUUUCACAAUCUUCUACCAUGGAAGAUGUGGACUUAAUGGACACCCGUGUCUCUGAAAUGGCCAGUAACUCAGUAGAUGGAGAGGACAAACAAACUUCUCUAAGUCUCGAGGAGCAUUCAAGCUCUCUCACAUCCUCCCAAGGUCACUACGUUGAGUCCAAACCUUUCACUAUUUGGAAAAACCUCAGCUCACAGAAUCCUGCAGUGCUCAUUGAGAGCUUGCAGCCUGAGCUGGUAGUUGGUCUUACCACAGGUGUGAGCAGUCUUACAGAUUAUGCCCAUGACUCGCUGUCCUACAACAUGUGGUCGGAAUCAGGGUGCCAACAAGAAAAGUUCUCAGAUUCUCCAAACUCUUCACCAAGUACUCAGACCUGGACCAACCUGGAGCCCAUUCCCAUGCAGUGCUCUGCUGGAGACAUGGCUCCAAAUGCACCUCCUGAUCUGAAGCAGCAGAAUGUGGAGUUGGAAACAGCUGAAGCUUGUGUGCUCAGUGAGCAGGCAGGCUCUCAGGGACCUCAGGAGGAAGAGUUUAAAGAUCAGGAGUAUUACGAAGGUGCAAAGUCAGAGCAUGAUGGGUCUGUGAGUGACUCUGAGUCGUGUGAAUCAGGAGAUAAAGGUGCUGAAAGCAGCAGUGAAUCCAGUGAGGAGAACACCAUGAGUGACCCCGAAUAUGUGGAAACGGGUCUGGAGCCAGGGGAAGUCUGUACUGUGAGUUCUGGUGCUAUACCAUGACAAGAAAUGCAUCUUCCACAUAGCUCUGAGAUUCUGUCCUUAGGAAACAGUGAUCGUGCUGAAAAGACAUUUUGCUGAUUGCUUUGGAUUCAGCUUUAAUCAUAACCUACAGGAUGAACCUGCUCACAUUAAAAUCUCAACGGUCAAAAAUUUUACCUGCAUGUUUAAUAACAGAUGUGCUCUGAUUGGAUUUAGUUUUUCCAUGUAAUUUUGUCUUUUAGGUUAACUCAAUUUAAUUAUACCUAAACAAAAUUUUGCAUACAAACGAGAAGCACAGGCACUGGUGGGCUUAAAAAAAAUCAUUAAUUUAUUUUGUUUAUAUAUAUAUAUUUGAGAUAUUUUUAUGUAUUUUUUUUUUAUUAUUUGUUUUAUAUAUAUUUGUUCUGAUUGGGUUUUGUCAUGUCAUUUUCUCUUUUAGCAUUAACAUAGCUUAACUAAACAAA